Leucoraja erinaceus (little skate) is the source of this 759-nucleotide messenger RNA. RefSeq names its product biogenesis of lysosomal organelles complex-1, subunit 1 (gene bloc1s1). NCBI's taxonomy places the organism in Eukaryota, Metazoa, Chordata, Chondrichthyes, Rajiformes, Rajidae. Gene Ontology annotation, cellular component: BLOC-1 complex. The record is from RefSeq and is a predicted model, not a curated record. Gene Ontology annotation, biological process: endosomal transport. The coding region runs from base 32 to 436 and encodes 134 amino acids. The transcript has 4 exons.
GGCGGCCCUCUCCACGCAGCGGCCCUGCACCAUGUUAUCCCGUUUGCUCAAAGACCACCAAGCCAAGCAAAAUGAACGCAAAGAACUGCAAGAAAAGCGGCGGAGGGAAGCUGUUGUGGCUGCUACACGUCUCACUGAAGCCCUUGUGGAUCAUCUGAAUGUUGGAGUGGCCCAGGCCUAUGUGAAUCAACGCAAACUGGAUAACGAGGUAAAAACUCUGCAUUUUUUAGGCAAAUCUUUAAAAACUCUGCAGAUCCAGGCAGCUCAAUUUGCCAAACAGACACAGCAGUGGCUCGGUAUGGUGGACAACUUCAACCAGGCGCUAAAGGAAAUUGGUGAUGUGGAGAACUGGGCAAGAAGCAUUGAGAUGGACAUGAGGACAAUCGCCACUGCCCUCGAGUACGUGUAUAAAGGGCAGCUACAACCUGCAACGUGAUGCGAAAUCGAAAUGCAGCCAUUUUGUGAGGAAGAAACCAAAUCACCUUCGGAAGAUAAAGCUGCCACUAUAAACACAAGCUCUGCAAAUGGAGGUUUCCUACAGGUUGAAUGCAAUAAGCCUGGAAUGCCCUUCCUCAUUCAAAUGAAGACGAGAACUAGAAUAUAUCCAUCCCACUGUGCUGGUUGUCUGCUACAAUAAUGUAAAAAUGAAUGCACAUCAGCAAGACUCCAUGCAUCUGCUUUCCUGGAAUGUAACAGUCCAGAAAAUAUAAUAUGUCCAUGUUAAAAAUCUUCAAUAAAUACCUGCGGGCCUAUUUCAUA